AUGCCGAUAAAACCUGUGUUAGAAGCAGUUACGAGGGGCCGAAAUGGCGUCGGCGCCUUCGUGCUGCAAUGCAAGAAGAUGGACUUUCACUACUGCGACUGGGCAGGCAGCUCCAGGGGCAUGAACAAAUUCAUCGAGAUGCAUUUGCCCAAGUUUGCCGCAAGACAUCCCGAAAUCGAGAUCAGCGUGUCUCCUCGCCCGCAGAAACACCCCACCGUCAUCGCGCACUACAUUAAUGGCAACACGAGGCCGGUGUGUCUGAAAAAGAUGGACCCGAAUCAGAUCCUGAGCAAGCUUGAGAUGUUGCGGGACUCCACGGGCGAGAUAAACAAGAGGGUGAAGAAGCCUGUCAGGAGUACCAACGAGAGUGUCAGAGGCGUAUGGUCACCAUAUCAUGGUGAUGCGACGACAGUAUAA
This is a messenger RNA of Cryphonectria parasitica EP155, 417 nucleotides long. RefSeq lists its product as uncharacterized. The transcript has 3 exons. Gene Ontology annotation, biological process: mitochondrial translation. The coding region runs from base 1 to 417 and encodes 138 amino acids. Gene Ontology annotation, cellular component: mitochondrial large ribosomal subunit. The record is from RefSeq and is a predicted model, not a curated record. Gene Ontology annotation, molecular function: structural constituent of ribosome. Lineage: Eukaryota; Fungi; Ascomycota; Sordariomycetes; Diaporthales; Cryphonectriaceae.